Molecule: messenger RNA, 2157 nt
Organism: Mytilus californianus (California mussel)
Lineage: Eukaryota; Metazoa; Mollusca; Bivalvia; Mytilida; Mytilidae
Exons: 11
Coding region: 200-1555 (451 amino acids)
Source: RefSeq, a predicted model, not a curated record
UCGGCCUUGACAUAUGGCUCAGACAAAUGUCUGUUUUUCAGACCUGUCUUUAACCUUUGGAUUAUUUGAUUAUUUUGAACUCACGAUAUGCCCAUUUUAUUUACAGAUUGAUGACAAUAUGAAAGAUCAACUUGUCUUACAGCAGCAAGGUUAAUAUUACAGCGGUGGCCAAAAUGACAUAACUCGGAGAUGGAAUGACAUGAUCUUGAUAUUAGAGUGCUGUGGAGUUCAUAGUUCUUCAGAUACUUAUUCGGGAUUUGAUCGAUACGCAUACUCAUAUUUGUUUUGCUGUAAAAAUGCACAUGGAAGUAGAAUGAAUUCGGGAUCGCAUUACAACUCGUAUUCAAGUAAUCUAGACGUUUUUGGUGGUUGUGGUGGAUACAAAACUGACACAUGCAGUGAUACGAUAUUAUUCAAAACUAGAAUGUUUUUUGGUUGGUUCCUUGCAAUAGUGCUGCUGCAAUUAUUUUUAGAGAACAUAGGACUCAUCUUUGUUAACAAAGAAUACUCGCAGAUCAGACCAUCGGAUGUACAUGAAAAUAGUAGUCCUCGUGACACCAUUAAGGAAUCUCACUCAAUGACAAUAAUGUUUCGGACAGCGUUUGAUGGGAUUAAGUCGUUCUUCAUUAGUUACUGGAAAAGAUCGAAAUUUUCAAUAGUUCAGUUCAUCUUGCUUGGGAUAUCGGCGGUAUGCAAUAUUGGAACUCUCGGAUUAGCAAUACAUAUUCGGUAUGACUCUGUGUUUGGAAAUUCAGAUAUACAGACAUUGCUUUCUAAAUUUAGAAUAGCAGACCACACCUUCACCAGAGCACUCAACAUAUUCUCUAUUGUUGUUGUCACUUUUUCAUCCACAUCGAUUGCUGUCAUAAUUUUUGCGGGUGUAACUAUGGUUUCUCCGAAAUGGAAAAGAAUAUUGCUGUUUAUUGGUGUCGGAUUAUGGAGCAUAGUGACUGUAGCAAACAUAGUACAAAUUGGUUUGUGGGGGAAGUUUAAGGCAUGCGCAGACACAGAAUUAGAAGACCUUAUCAGUACUGAAUUAAUAAAUAAUACGUACACUUAUCGAUAUUCACAUGCAUCAGGGUACCACUACAGUGAAACAUCGCUAUCUUGGAAUACGUUAUUUGUAAAAGGUGAAUGCUGCGGUGUUGGAAUUAACACAACAAACUCAUUCACAACAUCAAAUUGGUAUCGUUACCACCGUGAUUCGACUUCCCAGCGUAUCCCAGUACAGUGUUGUAACUCUCAGACAGUCGUUUAUCCAUAUGCCAAUCAAUACGAUACGGACUGUACAAAUAAUCUAUUAGAUGGCUUUUACCAUACUCAGGGAUGUGAUACAGUUAUAGUAAACAGAUUGGAUUUAUACAGUCUUCUAUUCUUUAUACUUAUGGGAACCAAUGUUUUAACUGAGAUUGGUAUGAUAGCUAUAACCAUACACAACGCAGUCAGUCUAACAAAGGAAGAGAAUGCAGUACGUGUUCGAUAUAGAUCGGAUGAAGACAAUGUUGAAUUAAAUGAAAAAAUGGGAAAAACAACUCCGAAAUCUGUACAAAGAUGAGAUUCUUUAAAUCAGAACAAUUUAGCUAAUGUGGAUGAUAUUUAAGAUAGACGAGAAUAACACACUGCAAACAAUUAACUUAUUGGUAAUGACUAAUACAACACACAAUUGUUGACUGACUUUAAAGAAGCAGAAGUGACUGAUGGCAAUGCUGAAGAAUAAAAGCUCAAUAACUAAUAACAAUCUAACGGAGAAACAAAACACAGAUUUAGUUGCUAACAAUUUUGUUAUUGUUGACGUUUGGUUGUUGUGAAGUUGUGGAAAAGUCGACAUAUCAUUUAUAUGUGUAUCACUUGUUAUUCAUUUCUGUAAUGUUAAUGUGAAGUGUGGUUUAUGCAGUGAUGGUAGGUUAAUAUAAAUCAUUAAUGUAUCAAUAAAUUGAUUGUGGUACCUGUCUUAUAGUAAAACCAUAUCUACAAAUUUAAGUCAGGAGAGUUUUGUUUUGCCACAAAAAUUGACUUUUUGUAGCUCUACCUAUUAAUGAUCACAAUACAAAUCAGAUUUAUAACGCUACGGACGAAUUUUCUUCGUCAGCCUGAGACGGUUGUAACUGAUUGCAUGUUUUCUGUGUGACCGAUAAAUCAUAAAUAAACAAAUAUGAA